Molecule: messenger RNA, 4335 nt
Organism: Rattus norvegicus (Norway rat)
Lineage: Eukaryota; Metazoa; Chordata; Mammalia; Rodentia; Muridae
Source: RefSeq, a predicted model, not a curated record
AGGUUCUGUGAGCACUCAGCCAGGUCUGUUCUGUGAGCGCUCAGCCAGGUUGUUUGGAAUUUGGGCGGGACGAAGAAGGAGCUGACGAGCUCGGACUUCUCGCCCCGCAGCCCUGGAAGACGUUCCAAGGGUGUUAGGGGCCCGACUUUUCGGGGCCCAAUCUGGGACUCUGGUUAGAGGAGGAGGAUCCGGACUUACGGCACCUCUGUCUGUAUUUUUGGCUUUCAGAGGGCCCCGGACUUUUGCCACCUCCAUCUGACUUUUUGCUUUCAGUUUGGUACCAAAGCCGUGCAGCACGCCUGUCUGUUGUUUGUUUGACUGUUGGUGUUGUUUGUUUUCUCUGUGUCCUAAUCUUCCUUAAAACUAACAUGGGACAGUCUCUACCUUUGUGAAAUCAGAGCCUUCUAAGAAACCUGUCCUCCCGGCAGACCUAAACUCCCCUCUCAUAGAUCUUCUCUCUGACAGGCCCGGCUAAAACGGAGGAGGCAGAGCCGCCGGCCAGAUCAGUUGCCAGGCCACAGUCUGAUAAGGGUUUCUCCCCUGUCGCAGGGAGAUUGCGCAAUAAGCGCGAGGUGAUGCCAGAUUCAACCUCCCAGGCUUUCCCACUUAGACAGGGAACCGGUGGCCAGACCCAAUACUGGCCGUUUUCAGCAGCUGACAUUUACAAUUGGAAACAACACAACCCUUCUUUCUCCAAAGAUCUGGUGGCACUCACCGACCUAAUAGAAUCUGUUUUACUUACCCACCAGCCUACUUGGGAUGACUGCCAACAGCUCUUACAGGCCCUCUUAACCUCAGAAGAAAAACAAAGAGUGUUCCUAGAGGCCAGAAAACAUGUUCUGGGAGAUGAUGGGCGUCCCACCCAGCUGCCUGAGGAAAUUGAUGCUGCAUUCCCACUUAAGAGACCAAACUGGGAUUUUAAUACAGCUGAAGGUAAGGGACACCUACGCCUUUAUCGCCAGUUGCUUCUAGCGGGUCUCCGAGGGGCUAUACGACGCCCUACUAAUUUGGCUCAGGUAAAACAGGUAUUACAGGAAGCAGGGGAAACUCCCUCCGCCUUUCUAGAGAGACUUAAGGAGGCCUACCGUAUGUACACUCCCUAUGACCCAGAUGACCCAGGACAAAUGACGAGUGUCUCUAUGUCCUUCAUCUGGCAGGCUGCUCCAGAUAUCAGGACUAAGUUACAGAGGUUAGAAAAUUUGCAGGGCUAUACAUUACAGGAUUUACUUAAAGAAGCUAAAAAGAUUUUUAAUAAGAGAGAGAUAAAAAAGAAACAAAGAAUUGAGUCGAAUCUUGGCCGCCGUAGUUCAGGGCCAAGAAAGGAAGGGAGAUAGGGGGGGAGCUCGAAAGGGGCUGAAGCUGGAUAAAGAUCAAUGUGCCUAUUACAAAGAGAAAGGGCACUGGGCCAGAGAGUGCCCCAAGAAGCCUGGCGGACCCCGAAAGCCUCGACCACGAACCUCCCUCUUGGCUCUAGAUAAAGAUUAGGGAGGUCAGGGCCAGGAGCCCCCCCCCUGAGCCCAGGGUAACGCUUAAAGUUGGGGGGCAGCCGGUUACUUUCCUGAUAGACACAGGAGCCCAGCAUUCAGUCCUCACCCAAGCUUCAGGACAACUCAGCGACCGGACGGCCUGGUUACAAAGAGCUACUGGUGAGAAACAAUACCGAUGGACUACGGACCGCCGGGUUCAGCUGGCUACCGGUAAGGUGACCCAUUCCUUCUUACAUGUUCCGGACUGCCCGUACCCUCUGCUGGGCCGUGACCUGCUCACCAAACUAAAAGCACAAAUUCAUUUUGAGGAAGGAGGGGCCCGAAUAACUGGCCCCCAUGGAACUCCCCUUCAAGUUCUAACCCUACAAUUAGAGGAUAAAUAUAGACUAUAUGAACCGGGACAGGACAAGCCACAAUCCCUAGAAAUAGACACUUGGGUCACGAAUUUUCCACUGGCUUGGGCAGAGACUGGUGGGAUGGGGUUGGCGCUCCAACAGCCCCCCUUAAUUAUACAGUUAAAGGCCACUACAACUCCAGUCUCCAUAAAACAAUACCCCCUGUCACAUGAAGCUUAUCAAGGUAUAAGGCCUCACAUUACGAGGCUUCUAGAUCAAGGCAUCCUAAUCCCCUGCCGGUCGCCUUGGAAUACGCCUCUUCUGCCUAUUAAGAAACCCGGCACUGGAGAUUAUAGGCCAGUACAAGACUUGAGAAAGGUCAACAAGAGGAUAGAAGAUAUUCAUCCGACUGUUCCAAACCCUUACAAUUUGCUCAGUAACUGUUCAUCAAUGAGAAACAGGGGUAUGCUAAAGGGGUCCUAACACAAAGGUUGGGACCCUAGAAACGCCCUGUGGCCUACCUGUCUAAGAAAUUGGACCCUGUGGCCUCCGGCUGGCCACCGUGCCUAAGGAUGGUGGCUGCUAUUGCUGUCCUGAUCAAGGACGCUGGAAAAUUGACCCUGGGACAGCCACUCACCAUCCUAGCACCCCACGCAGUGGAGGCCUUGGUAAAGCAGCCCCCAGACCGCUGGCUCUCUAAUUCUCGCAUGACCCACUACCAAGCCUUGUUACUGGAUGCAGAACGGGUUCAGUUUGGGCCCGUAGUCGCCCUCAAUCCUGCCACCUUGCUUCCUCUACCAGAGGAGGCAGAACAGCAUGACUGCCUACAAAUCCUUGCAGAAGUACAUGGAACCAGGCCGGACCUAUCGGACCAGCCUCUUCAGAAUGCUGACCACACAUGGUACACGGAUGACAACAGCUUCUUGGCAGAGGGAGAGCGAAAGGCUAGAGCUGCGGUCACUACGGAGGACAAAGUGAUUUGGGCGAAAGCCCUGCCUGCUGGUACCUCCGCACAACGGGCUGAACUCAUCGCCUUGACUCAGGCGCUCAAGAUGACAAAAGUUUUUGUAGACACCUUCUCAGGAUGGGUCGAAGCCUUCCCCACAAAACACGAGACUACAAAAAUGGUCACCAAGAAGCUCCUCGAGGAAAUCUUUCCCAGGUAUGGCAUGCCUCAAGCGUUGGGGUCGGACAACGGGCCCGCUUUCGUCUCCCAAGUAAGUCAGUUGGUGGCCAAAUUGCUGGGGAUUGAUUGGAAAUUACAUUGUGCCUAUAGACCCCAGAGUUCAGGUCAGGUAGAACACAUAAAUAGAACAAUUAAGGAGACUUUAUCCAAACUUACGCUUGCAACUGGCUCAAAGGAUUGGGUGGCCCUCCUUCCCCUAGUUCUAUAUCAGGCCCGGAAUACCCCGGGCCCCCAUGGUCUAACUCCUUUUGAAAUAAUGUAUGGAGCACCACCCCCAUUUGUCCAUUUCUUUGAUUCAAACAUUGCUGAUUUUGCUGACAGCCCUUCUCUGAGGGCCCACUUACAGGCCCUACAGAUUGUACAGAGAGACGUCUGGAGACCUUUGGCCGCUGCUUACCAGGACAAGCUUGAGCAUCCGGUGGUGCCACACCCGUUCCAGAUUGGAGACACCGUGUGGGUGCGCAGACACCAGACCAAGAAUCUCGAGCCACGGUGGAAAGGACCCUACACCGUCCUCCUGACUACCCCGACCGCCCUAAAGGUAGACGGAGUCUCGGCUUAGAUCCACGCACCACACGUCAAGGCAGUCCGGUCUGAGGAAUUGACUAAUCACAACACUACACCCCAGACAUGGAGAGUUCAGCGCACUCCAAACCCCUUAAAGUUAAAACUCCUACGUGGCUCCUCCUAGCCCUUUUGUGGCCUAGAGUCAGUGGGGAAAUAAGCCCCCACCAGACAGAAAUUUCUUGACCAAGUCGAGUGAAAGAUUUCACUCAAAGUUAGCAAAAAAAAAAUGGGGGAAUGAAAGACCCCAGCUUAGCAGCAGUAACGCCAUUUUGCAAGGCUGUACUUAAGAUGACUGGUUCAGGGAAAGGUUAGAACACUGAGUACACAGCGGCUGCCAAGCAAGAUAUGUUUGGUUGAAGGCCUGGCAACAGGACGACUGCGGUUGAGCACCUGACAAUGAGAAAAGCCCCGGGAGAGGUCCCACACCCUGGUGGGGGGCCGAGUCAGUCGUUAUGUUCCAGGAAGGUAGCUAGGAAACUUGCCCCCGGGCUGAACCCUUGGGGGACCGAGUCAGCCGUUAUGUUUCAGGAAGGUAGCUAGGAAACUUGCCCCCCGGGCUGAACCCUUGCCACAUUAGAAUCCACCAAUUAUAUCCCUGUAACCAUACAUCUGCUUCUGUAUGCUUGCUUCUGCUCCCCAGAAUCCUAUAAAAAGCCCAUCCUUGGUUCCGUGGGGCGCGCCAGUCCCCCGAGUGACUGAAGCACCCGCAGGUGCCUGUGCCUGUGUAUCCCGACAAUAAACCAAAUCCUCUUGCUGAUUG